Messenger RNA from Cynoglossus semilaevis (tongue sole), 3128 nucleotides. It is a transcript of the gene poc5, whose product is annotated as POC5 centriolar protein homolog (Chlamydomonas). The coding region runs from base 153 to 1856 and encodes 567 amino acids. NCBI's taxonomy places the organism in Eukaryota, Metazoa, Chordata, Actinopteri, Pleuronectiformes, Cynoglossidae. Gene Ontology annotation, biological process: eye photoreceptor cell development. The transcript is spliced from 13 exons. Gene Ontology annotation, cellular component: photoreceptor connecting cilium. The record is from RefSeq and is a predicted model, not a curated record.
UUUACUAAUUUGCGUCAUCACAGUCAACCAGUCAGAGCAUGGGUUGUUGACGAGUCCUGAGGUUUGAAACGGCAACGCAAGCGUUUUUAACUGACGAGGAAACAAACGGAGGAGUGUAGCAGCGUGAAAACUCAUUAAUUAUUUAAAAGCAGAUGUCCACAGACGAUGAGGAGCCACUCAGUCCGUUUUUGCCAAAGGAUUCAGACCGAGGAAGUUCUGUGUCCUCUGAACUACAGGAUGAAUAUGAGGAGCUCCUUCGUUAUGCUGUGGUCACUCCCAAGUUUGAGACGCUGCACAGUGCUGCUCACUUACACCGACUGAAUCUCUCACGCCAGACUGCUGACAAUCAAGAGAGUUCCCAAAGGAAAGACAAUAAGAGAUCACAGCGCCCAGCAGAUACUUCUACUGAAGCUAAAGAUGAAGCAGAUUUCUUUGGAGGUGAAAGGUCAUUUCAGGCCUCCUCCUUGAUAGUGGAGGCUACCACUCUUUCAAGAGCAUCUAAGGCUGAGGAUAUGGCAGCUCACUCAUUUGGCAGGGGUUCUAUAAUCUCAGACAUUAAUUCACACAAGUUGGAGAGGCUCACAGAGAGACCAAAGCCCAGCAGCCCAGAAUUCAACACAUCUGAAAUGAUGGAGCUGUUCAUCUCAGAGGAGAACAUAGGCCAGAUGGAGAACAUCCUGGACACAUGGAGCAGCAAUCUCAAGUCAAAUGUGCUGAACGAGCUCCGAAAAUGGAAGCUGGCUUUUAUUGAGCAGCACAAGUCGGAGAUAAGGAAAGAGAAUGAGAGAUGUGCAGCCAAAGCAGCUGCUCUGAAGGCAGAGCUGGAGGGUCUCAAGGGGCUUCUUCACACCUAUGAGAUUUCAAACCAGAGGAAAGAUGAGGUGAUUUCUAAGUUGACCAAGAUGAUGGACAGGCAGAAAACAAAGCUUGAACAGAUGAAGUCCUUCACUCACUGGAGGGUCCAGCACUGUGAGGCCAAAGAAGAGGCUCACGCUGCUCGAGUCGCAGAUCAGCAUUACAACCUGCAGCUGAAGAAAAAGGUUUGGUCAGGCUGGCAGUCACUGAUCCAGAAACACUGGAAGGUCAAGGUGGAGCGAGCCUGUCGUGCAAGAGCUGAGGAGGUUUGUGCUCAGCUGUCCACACAGUACGAAGCCAAGCUGGAAGAGCGUUGUGAUGCUUUAGAGCAGGCUCAGACAGAGAUUCAGAGGCUGCGGCUAGACCGUGAGCGAUAUGAAGAGUCCAUGAAGAAGGCCUUCAUGAGGGGUGUAUGUGCACUAAACAUGGAGGCUCUCAACAUGUUCCACGACGGACGGCCAGAACAACCUCCACUGCAUGACCAACAUGAUCCUUUGCAGCCUCAGGAUGAGCCUGGCUCUGCUGCGAUGGCUCCGCCUCCACCGUUCUCCUUCGCACGGUUUAGUCCAUUCCACUUUGACCACGCAGACCAUGGUGAAGCAGAGGGUAUGAUGGGCCCCAGUGAUCUUAUGCCCAGAGCUGAAGUUCAUCCUUCUGCACCAUUCGCACACAACUCAUCAAGUUCGCACAAACAGUUCAAUGGUCGCAUUGUGACAUCCAGUCACCAAAAACCCACAAAGACUGUAACAGCUCGUGUUACUGGGCUACCUGAUGUGAACAAGGCUGCAGCUGGCAAGUUUCAGAUGAUGACUGUGGCCCCGCCUAUGAGCUCUGUCAUCAUCGAGCGUCAUCACCCUGUUACUCAGCUCACUAUCAGUCAGGCCACAGCUGCCAAGUUUCCACGAUCCUUCCAGCAGAGCCACAGCUCCACCAGAGGCAGAGGUUCUUCCAAAACACAAACCCACACGUGUCAAGUCCACUCCAUCAAAGUGGUCGACUGAUGUCAAAUUUAGCCCAAAUAGAGUGGUGCUGCAUUUUUAUUAAAGGUUUAGAUUUAGAAUUUUAUAUGCAACAACAAUAGUUUCAGGUCAAUUUUUUAUCAAACUAAUAUCCUGCUUUUCAGGCUCUGUGAUAUAAAAAUAAACAAAACAGAAAAUCAUACCUUGGAAUUAUAUGCCUGUAUUUGCACAUUGGGCUUUGUUGUGAUAGCGUUUAAAUAAAAUAAACAGAAACCUAACAUCCACAGUGCUGAUAUUACAGUCUUCAAAGCUUAGAUUUUGCAGAUCUUAAUACAGUUAAGUGUCAGUUAAAGGUAGCAUGGGCUGAAGUUUUGAACCAGCAGUCAGAGGUAGCCCAUUCUAACCUUAAGCUAAUUGUAUCUCCAACAUUUUGUUUAGCUGAAAUAUAAAUGAUACGUCUAAACUAUACAGUGGGGGUUGGAAUGUCAAAGUCCUGAGUUUGACUAUAUUUAAUGAGAAAAGCAGCCAAAGUUUAAAUGCACAUCUUUGCUAGCCAGGUCCUGCCGGCCAGCAGUGGCACUGCAGUUGGAAAUGCAUUUCAUGAAUAUCAUGAUUCACACCAUCUGCAUUUUUUACCAAUUAUAAUACAACCGUGUGGUAGUGAUGUAUAAAUUUAUUCAUUUCAGUAUUUAAACUGUCUUGUAAUGAAGUGUGGUAUAAUUAUGGGCAUACCAAACAGGAAUAUUUAAGAUUAUUUUUAUAUCUCCAUUUGUUUCCUUUCAAAUUGUUCUCCAAAUAUAAUGAUUAAUCUCAGAAACAUAGACUUAGACUCAUUGGCUUUUAGAUCAAAUGUUAAAGGUUGUUACUAAAGAUUAAGUGAUAGCAAUAAAUUUGUAUGCACAGAUUUCUUCUUCUUCAUGUGUAAAACUACAUACUUAAUGUGUUUGUGUAAUUUUUGUUUCUUUUUUACAGAAACUGUUGUCCACAUAUAUACCUUCACUAAAACCAAUCUAUGUCACCUAUUCGACGCAGUUUUAUUUUAAAAAUAAAUGAUUUUUAUUCAAAAAGUUCAGUACAGAGCAGUCAAGUGUACAAAAACGGUGUGUAGGUGACAUGGGUUAUCAUCAGGAGAUGCUGCAGCUCCGCAUGAUGUGCUGUCUGUCCAUUCGUAUUUUAUCUGCAAAAUGCAAUUGAAGAAUGUGUGUAGUGGUGGACCACAAUUGUCACAGAAUUGUAUAUAAUCACAAUAAUGUUUGCUUAAGGCCAUACAAAAGAGCAUUGCCUCUAAAAGAAAUAAUAAACUGCGGAAUGGCA